Molecule: messenger RNA, 1245 nt
Organism: Zootoca vivipara (common lizard)
Lineage: Eukaryota; Metazoa; Chordata; Lepidosauria; Squamata; Lacertidae
Product: thyrotropin-releasing hormone receptor-like
Biological process (GO): phospholipase C-activating G protein-coupled receptor signaling pathway
Cellular component (GO): membrane
Molecular function (GO): thyrotropin-releasing hormone receptor activity
Source: RefSeq, a predicted model, not a curated record
AUGGAGAACAGCAGCAGCAGCAAGUUCGACAGCCCCACCAACAUAUCCCUGGUGGGCAGCGAUAGCCCACUGGAUGUUCUCGAAUACAAGGUCAUCUCUGUCUUCCUGGUGUUGGGCAUCUGCGGAGUUGGCAUCAUCGGCAACGUCAUGGUGGUGCUGGUGGUCCUCACCACACGUGAGAUGAGGACUCCCACCAACUGCUACUUGGUUAGCCUGGCUGUGGCUGAUCUGAUGGUUCUGGUGGCUGCUGGCCUGCCCAACAUCUCUGACAGCCUGGCAGGAACGUGGAUCUAUGGGUUUGCUGGGUGUCUUGGCAUCACCUUCUUUCAGUACUUGGGCAUCAAUGCAUCAUCCUGCUCCAUCACUGCCUUCACUGUGGAAAGGUACAUUGCUAUCUGCCACCCAAUGAAAGCACAGGCGAUGUGCACGGUGUCGCGGGCCAAGCGCAUCAUCACCUUUGUCUGGAUCCUCACCUCAGUGUACUGCACCCUGUGGUUCUUCCUGGUGGACAUUGCUGUCAACAAAAGCCAGCAGCUGGAGUGCGGCUACAAGGUCUCCCGCAACCUCUACCUGCCCAUCUACCUCCUCGACUUCGCCCUCUUCUUCGUCACCCCUUUGUUCCUCGCCACGGUGCUCUAUGGUCUCAUCGGGAGGGUCCUCUUCCGCAGCCCCAUGCCACACCAGCCCACUGCCUGCACCCAACGCUGGCAAGACCAGAGUGGCAAAGUAAGGAUCAGCAAAGAGAGGAAUGGCACAGAGGCCAGCCGGAGCAAGGCCAGUGGCUCGAGAACCAGAGUGCCUGUCUCGUCCAGGAAGCAGGUGACCCAAAUGCUGGCCGUGGUGGUGGUCCUCUUUGCCCUCCUCUGGAUGCCCUACCGGACUCUGGUGCUGGUGAACUCCUUCAUGGAGCGCCCCUACCUGAACCGCUGGUUCAUCCUCUUCUGCAGGGUCUGCGUCUACGCCAACAGCGCCAUCAACCCCAUCAUCUACAACCUCAUGUCCCAGAAGUUCCGCCUGGCCUUCAAGAAGCUCUGCAAGUGUGGGAAGGUGGAGCAGCAGUCAAGGCACAGAUUCUACACAGCCUCCAGCAUGAAGAAGGAACCUGCCGCCCACCCGCAUGGGGACAUCAAGGCUAAGGGGCCACCGUCCCCAGGAGGAGGCAAAGAGGAGGACUUGCCUGCUUUGGAGCAGGUGCCUGCACCUGAGAAAGAGAAGGAGAAGGAGCCAUAUUUCAGUGUGCUCUAA